This is a messenger RNA of Solanum stenotomum, 555 nucleotides long. RefSeq names its product heavy metal-associated isoprenylated plant protein 30-like. NCBI's taxonomy places the organism in Eukaryota, Viridiplantae, Streptophyta, Magnoliopsida, Solanales, Solanaceae. The transcript is spliced from 3 exons. The record is from RefSeq and is a predicted model, not a curated record. The coding region runs from base 101 to 385 and encodes 94 amino acids. Gene Ontology annotation, molecular function: metal ion binding.
AUUAUUCUUCUUCCUUUGUGCCAUUUUCCAGCACAUACACACUACUUCCUCACUCUAUCAUUCCACCUUGUUUGUUGCUUAAUUAGUCACUCCAUCGAUCAUGAACAUGGAGACAGUUGAAUUGAAGGUAGAGAUGGUUGGAAUACAUGAGAAAAGAGUGAGGAAAUGUCUCUCUAAAUUAAAAGGAAUAGAUAAAGUAGAAGUGGAAGGGAAGAGUGAGAAAGUGGUUGUGAUGGGGUAUGCACACAAAAACAGAAUACUUAAAGCAAUAAGGAGAAGUGGUCUUAAAGCUGAUUUUUGGUCACCUCAAAAUGAACUUCUUCAAGCUUACGCUGCUUCUUACUCUUCUAAUUUCACUUUUAACAAAUUCUCCUUCUUUAAUUAAUUGAAUGAAUACCAAAUUUGUUCUCUUAAUUAAUUUCCUCAACAUAGUGUAUACAAUGGAAGAGUUUUCGAUUCAGUUUGAUGCAUGUACUCUUUGUUACAUAAUCUUGUAGGUGGAUGAUCAGUUCUUGAGUAAUUUGUGAAAGAUUUUAAGUAAUGCAUGCAUUUGGA